Hydatigera taeniaeformis is the source of this 729-nucleotide messenger RNA. NCBI's taxonomy places the organism in Eukaryota, Metazoa, Platyhelminthes, Cestoda, Cyclophyllidea, Taeniidae. The record is from the annotation of a GenBank genome assembly.
AUGGCGAUGACCGGUGAUGUGGCGUCAGAUAUAAGUAAAAUCGAACUUGAUAUACAUGGUAUAAAACAGCAGAUCGAUCAGUUUGAGGAAAUUCUCAAGAGUGCGGAGUCUGGCCACACAUCGGUUUCCACUCUCAAUGAGAAAUACCACGAAAUAAUUCUCUCUACCAAGGAUCUUUCUCAGCACCUGAAGGCUCUUCGGGGGGCGUCCUACGCUCCUGGUGUUAGUGAUGAGGUGCGUGCCAGAGCGCGUAACCUACACGAGCAGGCCAUAAAUCAGACUACUCGGAUCCAGCGUAUCGGUCGAGAGACCCAACGAAUUUCCGCCGCUCGAUCUCGUGCUGCCGCCGCUGCUUCUCAGGGCCCCACUGGCGCCAUUCUUGAUCCUAAGGGUGGCGGUACAGGUGGAAUGCAGCAGAUGCUCCAGAUGCAGGAUGACGAGCAGACAGCACGGGAGAUGGAAGCUCUGGAAGCGGAUAUCAUAAUGAUUAAUGAGCUUUUUACUACUCUUGCAACAUACGUCCACGACCAAGGCGAAAUUGUUGACUCGAUUGAGGCCAACACCGAAGCCGCUUACGUUCAGGUGCAAUCGGGUGUGCAACAGUUGCAUACAGCAGUACAACACCGAAGAUCGGCGCGUCGUCGAAAAUGCAUGUGCGCCCUCGUCCUUGUGGUUGCUGUGAUCAUAGUUGGCCUAAUUGUCGGGUUGAGUUUGCGGGAUAAAGGUUAA